Molecule: messenger RNA, 518 nt
Organism: Racocetra persica
Lineage: Eukaryota; Fungi; Glomeromycota; Glomeromycetes; Diversisporales; Gigasporaceae
Source: the annotation of a GenBank genome assembly
AAAAUGAACUUUCCGAUUCCGAGGAUGAAGGGGGAAGACGACACGAAAGGAGCUAUUAUCCUAAUGGAAAGGCAGGGGAGUCUUCAGCACGCAAGGUUCGUGCAAACAACAAAAAUUCACAUAAUGAAAGUGAAAGUCGCGGGUCAUCUUCGCGUUCUAGUAAGACAAAUAGCGGAAUUAGGGAUCAAGGACGCAACAAAUCUUCAAGGUCCAAUCAGAUAUUUGACGACGUGCUCAACACUACAGUGAGCACUAGUGUUCCGUCAGCAGAUAGACCCUCAAUAAUGACUCCUUCACCAAGUUCUUCACGACCCCCUGCCCCGCCAUCCGAUGUUACACAAGAGGAUGCAAUUGCAUCAGCACCCGGUACUCCACCAAUAUCAAAUGCUAAUAACCCUAAUGAAACUGCCACUGCGGCAAAUGAAACGACGACUACUAUGGAUAUAGACACUGUUGAACCUGAACCUGAGCCAAUAGUAAAAGAUGAGGAAAUUGAUGAUGUUGCAAUGCAAUCGUGA